Gopherus flavomarginatus (Mexican gopher tortoise) is the source of this 2720-nucleotide messenger RNA. RefSeq names its product ribosomal oxygenase 2 (gene RIOX2). The coding region runs from base 178 to 1590 and encodes 470 amino acids. The transcript is spliced from 10 exons. Lineage: Eukaryota; Metazoa; Chordata; Testudines; Testudinidae. Gene Ontology annotation, cellular component: nucleolus. Gene Ontology annotation, molecular function: histone H3K4 demethylase activity; histone H3K36 demethylase activity. The record is from RefSeq and is a predicted model, not a curated record.
CCGACCCUUGGCUGAGGCUCAAGCGGGCUCCAGCAGCGGGAGGGGAGGCGGAGCCGAGGCCCCGUGACGGCCCCGGCCCAGCUGCGGAGGACGCGCCGCGCGGAUCAGUCUCCUCCUGCCCGCUCCUCACACGCCCAGUCCCCAAGCUCCGCAGCGCGCCCUGCAGCGGGCCGGAACAUGUCGAAGAAAGGACGGAAACAAACUGAAACAGGAAGGGAAGUACAUGUACCAUGUAAACGAGCAAAGGUGGAAGCAUCUUGCCCUUCUUCACCUAUGAACUAUGACAGCCCAGACAGUGUCUUUGAAAGUUUGAUCUUUCCCAUCGAAGAAGAGAAGUUCUUCAAGGAGUAUUGGGAACAAAAGCCACUGCUUAUUCAGAGAGAUGACCCUUCAGUGGCUACUUACUACCAGUCUCUCUUCCAGUUAAUGGAUUUGAAGGAGCUGUCCAGCCAGGGUUUAUACUAUGGAAGAGAUGUUAAUAUCUGCAGAUGCGUGAAUGGAAAAAAGAAAGUUUUAAAUAAAGAUGGCAAAGUGAACUAUAUGCAGCUGAAGAGAGACUUUGAUCAGAAAAAAGCAACGAUACAGUUUCACCAGCCUCAGAGAUUUAAGGAUGAGUUGUGGAGGAUCCAGGAGAAGCUGGAAUGCUACUUUGGCUCUUUGGUUGGCUCCAAUGUUUACAUUACUCCUCCAGGGUCCCAGGGUCUGCCCCCCCACUACGAUGAUGUUGAGGUGUUUAUCCUUCAGCUGGAAGGAGAGAAACACUGGCGUCUCUACAAACCUACUGUGCAUUUAGCUCGAGAGUAUAAUGUUGAAUCAGAGGAUCAUAUUGGGAAUCCAACACAUGAAUUCAUAUUAAAGCCAGGAGAUUUGUUAUACUUUCCAAGAGGAACUAUUCACCAAGCUGACACUCCUCUAGGGGGAUCAUAUUCUACUCACGUGACCAUCAGCACCUACCAAAACAAUUCUUGGGGAGAUUUCUUGUUAGAUGCAAUUCCUGGGCUUGUGUUUGAUACAGCGAAGGAAAAUGUGGAUCUACGGACAAGUAUACCAAGGCAACUACUGAUGCAGGUGGAUAUAGCUGACUCAACAAGGAGAUUAAGCAGCUUUCUGAGAAAUCUUGCAGACCGGCUGGAAAACACCAAAGAACUGAGAUCCUCUGACAUGAAGAAGGAUUUCAUCAUGAACCGAUUACCACCUUUCUUGGGGAACAGCUCUGAUCCCUUGGCUCCAGGUGGAAAAUUACCAAAAUUAGACAGCAAAAUCAGAUUGCGGUUUAAAGAUCAUGCCAUAAUUACAGUGGAACCUGAUCAAGACAAUUCUGAGGAGCUUCGCAAACAGAUGGUUUAUGUCUAUCACUCUUUAAAGAACAGGAGAGAGAGGCACAUGAUGGGGAAUGAGGAUGAUGACACUAGUGAAGAAGGGAUAUCUGAGACUCAUGGAUUACGUUUUCCUUUAUCACACAUGGAUGCAUUGAAGCAAAUCUGGAGAAGUGCUACUGUCACUGUUAAGGAACUGAGCCUUAAAUCAGAUGCAGAGAAAGAGAACCUUGUGUUAUCACUCUGGGCUGAAUGUCUCAUUGAGGUAAUCUGAGUCUUUCAAAAAUCAGCCAUGUUCCUGGAGCCUAACAUUUCAUCUCUGGAGUAUGUACUGACCAAGGACCAUCUGAUUCCUCCUCUUCUAUGGAGCUGCUGCCUCGUAUUGACAGCAAAGUAAAAAAUGGCAACUGGUACAAUAUACAAUCUAGUGCUGUAUUUCUUUUUUUAAAGAGGCUUCACAAUCACCCUGUUCUGUAUGCCUUAGGGAAAUCUAAAUCCAAAAGGUAAGGUGGCUUAAAUGUAAAAUGAGGAUAAUUUAGGCAGCGGGCCACAGUAAGUAAGUGCAGCAGGAAAGGAGAAGAAUUGGUAAAAAAUUGUAAUAACAUCACAGCAAGUGCAGACUGAGCAGUGAAGCCUACAUUUAGCAAACUUCACUUUUUAAAGUUAAAAUUCUGUAAAGAGGCCUUUGUAAAGGCCUAAAUAUGUGCUCUCUCUUGCAAGGAGUAGGUCUGUCUCACUCCUGCUAAAACCAAAAGAACUAUUUAAAGAGAGUAAUUCCUUUGUGACAGUUUGUUUGGUAAGAGUCCCUGCAGUUUAGCACACCUCCCAUCACCAUGAUUCUUGCUUUAGCUGUCCCCUGCAUUAAGAGCAGAGUUCAACUCCCUGUAUUUAAUGCCUCUGGAAAAUUGUGCCUCCCUGUACUAUUGCCUUUUUGCACGAAGGGUGAGAUGUGCAAAGAGGGACUUAGGCACCUAAUAUUAUGGAUUCCAAACAUCAGGAAUAGGAUUUACACAAGCCAGCAAGGCUGCCUCAGAAACACUGAGGUGUGGUUUAAUCUCCACCUGUCAAAGCAACCUAGGUGGUGCUGCUGUCCCCUGACUUCCACACAAUAGCUCAGUGGUUAGAACACUAAAGAUGGGGGGGAGACCUGGCUUCAGGUCCCCAAACCAGUGUGUCUGUCUAGUGUAUUCUGACCUUCAGUAUCUCCCACUGAAGUUGUUCCUCUUAAGUGGCUUUGCCAGUGCAGAGUGGUGAAAAUUUAGAAUUCUGCAAGGUGAAGGAACAAGGGUUGUUAAGUUCUAAAUGCCUAAUGUAGCUGUGAGGGCUGGAUCCACUACAGGAGUCAUUCAGUAAGAAACAGGACCACUGCAACAAGAAUGUAGUAAAAUUGUGUUGCCUGUCUCA